AUGCAGCGCAAACCAACGGGUGAUCCUGUGUUUAUUUUUUUUAACUCACGUUUAAGUUGGCUACUAAUAAGUUGUUUAAAUCGGUACCUGCUCAUUGUUGUGUAAAGUUUCAGGUGAUGUACAUUGUCUCCCGUGUUUAGUCCUGUCUGAGAUUGGAAGCAGUAUAGCAGCCCUUUCAAAUAUUCAUUAUGGGAAGUAAAUAACUGGCUAAACACUCAAGGGAUACACCAGAAUGAUGCAGGUGAGAAAUAUGUUUACUGCUGUAAACAUAUCCAGUAGUCGUGACUCCUGCCGUAGUGAUAUGUUUAUUGUAGUCGUCACUAAAAAUGAGAUUGUCUCCAUACUGUCUUCAUGUCGCAGCCAUCUCAUGGAUUGGAUAAACCUUCAGUGCAAACUGAAAACAUUUUUGGUUUUGUUUACCCUCUCUUAAAAUCGUAGUAGGCUAGUCACAGUCUGUCUUUGCCUCGUUGCCUGCCCUAUGGUCAAGCUGAGUCAAUCAUUACACAAUGGGUACACAUUUAACUUGAGUCAAGCUCUGUCCAGAUUUUGCCACUCUGUGUCAAUGCUGAUUCUGACUAGAACACAUACUUCUAAUAUACAAGAAGAAGUAUCUUGAAUCCCCCAACCCUGCACAGGUAGGGUAACUUUUUUGCACUCAUGGAAAUAUGAUCAAAAUCUGCUCAGGGACAAUGGAAUUAACUGAAUUUACGUUUUGUUUAUUAUUUGGCAGCUGUAUAUUGCUCAUGGCGUAUUAGAAUUGUUCUAGUAUUGUUAGUUGUGUGCAUCUUCUCAAAUCUGAGACAAGUCAGAUGACCAUAAUAACAGUCAUUAUAAAUCAGAAUUAGUUCCACAAAUAUGUCAUGCCUUGCUCAUUUGUUGUUCUUUCUAGGUGCUUCCUGCAACAACCCCUUGAUCUUUCCAUGGCUCGUGUAUUGUCCUUGUGUCGACCCUUGUCUCUUCUAGCUCCUUUAGGGGUACGGCACACCGCGUUCUGCAGAAUGUCACUGGACACGCGGGCACGGGAGGUGUUUGCUGCAGCAGUGAGUGGAGUUCAGCCAGACAGCGUGGUUCGGAAGAGCCUGGAGCGCAGGGGAGACUCUCUGCUGGUUGGUGGACGCAGCUUCACACUCAAGCACAAUCUGCACCUGGUGGGGUUCGGCAAAGCCGUGCUGGGUAUGGCGGCUGAGGCAGAGAGGAUAGUGGGGGACCACCUGGUGAGAGGAGUCAUCAGUGUGCCACACGGCAUUCAAGAGGCCCUGCGGCAGCAUGGGAAAGACCAGAUGCUGUUGAAGGACGACAGUAGGAUUAAAGUGAUGGAGGGUGCAAAACACAACUUGCCAGAUGCCGAUGCUCAGAGAGCUGCUGCAUGCAUCGACGAGCUAGCCUGUGAGCUAACGGAGAGUGACCUGUUGCUAGUGCUGAUCUCAGGGGGAGGCUCCGCCCUCUUACCUUCACCAGUUCCCCCUAUCACUCUGCAAGAGAAACAAGACGUCACACGUAGACUAGCAGCUGCUGGGGCCACCAUUCAGGAGCUGAACACGGUCCGACGUGCUCUGUCCUUGUUGAAGGGUGGAGGACUUGCACAUUCUGCUCAUCCCGCCCAGGUAGUGGCACUGGUUCUCUCUGAUGUGAUAGGAGACCCUCUUGAUUUGAUAGCCAGUGGUCCCACUGUGUGGAGUGAGGUGUGGCCAGAGGACGUCUUGGCAGUUCUGGAGCAAUACGGACUGUCUUCUUCUCUCCCCACGUCAGUGAAGGAAGUCCUUGGGCGGGCUGCUCCGAGGGGGGAGGGGGUAGGGAAGCCACUGGAGGCGGAAGGACAUGUUCUCAAUGCCGUGAUUGGCUCCAAUAGCAUUGCCUUGAAGUGUGCCAGUCGGCGUGCAAGGGAGCUUGGGUUUCGCCCAGUCGUCUUGUCCCCAGGGGUCUGUGGUGAUGUACAGCUCCUGUCUCGCCUCUAUGGUCUAUUAGCUCACUUUGCCUGCUCCCCUGACGAACCCCACUCAGACAUUGCCUCUGAGAUGCUGAGACUUGGUCCGGAGGUGGGUGUAGAGAGCUGGGACUUGUGUCGUACCAUGCAGGUGCUGGGUGAGGGGCAUAAAGAAGGCUGGGGGGCCACCUGCUUGCUGGCUGGGGGAGAGCCCACUGUGCAGUUGAAAGGCAAAGGGCUAGGUGGGCGAAACCAGGAGCUGGCUCUACGAGUGGGGCUCGAACUCAAAGGUAUGGAGCUCCCUCCCAAGGGCCCAGUGUUCCUGAGUGGUGGGACAGAUGGACAGGAUGGGCCAACCAACGCUGCAGGGGCUACCACAGAUGGGGGACUGUGGGAAGAAGCGAAUGCUCAGGGGCUGAAUAUAGACAGCUUCCUUUCCAACAAUGAUUCCUACACGUUUUUCUCCCGUCUGUCUGGAGGACAGCGCCUGCUCUUACCAGGGUUGACAGGCACCAAUGUGAUGGAUGUGCACAUGCUUCUUAUCCCUUAUGGGGAUUCCAAUCACCAUAUCUGAUCAGGCAGAGAAGCCCACAAAUGGUUUCUUUCAAAACUUGGAUGCAGACCAGAUGUUUGUACUUAGGGUACAACUAUGUACUAUCUUUACCAUGGCUAGAAAACACUGUCUAAUGUAAGUAUUUUGGGGGGAAGAUAUGAGCACUCUCUGAAUAAUACAAUUGUUUAUAGAAUAAAAACAUUUUCUAACACUUGA
Hypomesus transpacificus is the source of this 2693-nucleotide messenger RNA. It is a transcript of the gene glyctk, whose product is annotated as glycerate kinase. Lineage: Eukaryota; Metazoa; Chordata; Actinopteri; Osmeriformes; Osmeridae. Gene Ontology annotation, cellular component: cytoplasm. Bases 861 to 2498 code for a protein of 545 amino acids. The record is from RefSeq and is a predicted model, not a curated record. The transcript has 4 exons. Gene Ontology annotation, biological process: protein phosphorylation. Gene Ontology annotation, molecular function: glycerate kinase activity.